Messenger RNA from Hemicordylus capensis (graceful crag lizard), 7268 nucleotides. It is a transcript of the gene TBC1D2B, whose product is annotated as TBC1 domain family member 2B. Lineage: Eukaryota; Metazoa; Chordata; Lepidosauria; Squamata; Cordylidae. The transcript has 13 exons. The record is from RefSeq and is a predicted model, not a curated record. The coding region runs from base 338 to 3268 and encodes 976 amino acids.
GAGGGAGCGCGCGCGCCGUCGGCACAGACACGCAUCGCGCGCCACGUGCGGACGGGGGGCGGGGCAGAGAUUAAUCCCGGGCCGGCCGGCUGCGGCCUGGCCCGAGCGCCGCCCCUCCUCCUCCCCCCACGGAGGGAAAGGCCUCCCUCCCUCCCCCCUCCCUGGGAGGAGCCCAGCGCGAGCUGCGGCUGCUGUGGCGGUGGUGGGCCGGGCCCGGCCGCCUCCCGCUCCUGCUCCGCCCGCGCGCUGAGGAGGGAGGAGGAGUAGACGGAGAGGCCUGGCCUGGCCGCGGCCCUGGCGCGCUGGACGGGGAAGCCGCCGCCGCCGCCCAGCAGCCAUGCCGUCCUCGGCGGGCUCGUGCUGUGAGGAGGACGAGGCGGCGGGCGGCGGGCUCAGCAGCGGCAGCGGCAGCCCAGCGCCGGGGCCCCUGCCUCCUCCGCCGCCGCCGCCUCCUCCGCCCGGCCCGAAGCUGUGCGGCUACCUGCAGAAGCUGUCCGGGAAGGGCCCGCUGAGGGGCUUCCGCAGCCGCUGGUUCGUCUUCGACGCGCGCCGCUGCGCCCUCUUCUACUUCAAGGGCCCGCAGGAGGCGCUGCCCCUCGGCCGCCUCGACAUCGCCGCCGCCGCCUUCUGCUACCACCAGCCCCCCGAGGCCGCCGCCGACCCCGAGGCCGCCGCCCACGCCGCCCUCGGCACCGCCUUCGAGAUCCACAGCCCCGGCGGCGGCAGCGGCGGCAGCGAUGGCUGCUCCUCGGUGGCUGUCCUCAAGGCAGCAACGCACCAGGACAUGACUUACUGGCUGCAGGAGCUCCAGCAAAAGAGAUGGGAAUAUUGCAAUAGUCGGGAUGCAGCCAAGAGAGACCGCCAGACUUCGCCAACCCCAAGUGACUUCUCCAAAGGGCUUGUUGCCAAAGACAAUGCUGAUGUGAACAUCCUGCCUGCAAAUGCCUCUGCAGAAAAAGCCAGAAACGUCCUAGCGGUGGAGACGGCGCCCACGGAACUGGUGGGAGAACAAGCUGCUUGCCAGCCCGCCCCAGGGCAGCCCAAUGCCAUCCACUCUCUGAAGCAGUGGGGGACAGAGAUCAAAAAUUCUGUGUCUUCAUUAAGACCUGGCAAAGGAAGCAGUGACAACCGCAAGAGCGUGUUCUACACUGAGGAAUGGGAAAUGCUUGAUCCAACCCCAAAAGAUCUGGAGGAGUCAGUGUUACAAGAAGAGAAGAGGAAGUUCUCAGCAGAGCCCAGCAAAGGCAUCUCUGGUUCAGCCUUUCCAUUUGACUUGGGCCGCAUUCCAUACAAGAGGCGUCCUUUUAUGAUUGCACCCAGCAAAAACCGGAAUAGCGCUGAAUCUUCUCCUGUGGAGUGCAAUGGAAACAAGUUGGUCUCUGAGAUGCAGCUGAAGUUUCAGAGCCAACAGGAAGAGGUGGAACAGCUCAAGAAGGAGCUCUCUAGUCAAAAGGAACUGGUGCGGCUUCUGCAGCAGACGGUCAGGUCUUCCCAGUAUGACAAAUACCUUGCAGGGCACCUCUGUGAUGGGGGCCCGAAAGACAAGCUAGAGCUCCUUCACCAAAAAGACAGUCAGAUUCUCGGUCUCAACAACCAGCUUGAGAAGCUGAACCUGGGAAAGGACAGCCUGCAGCAGGAGGUGAAGGACCUGAAAAGCAAGGUGGGCGAACUCAACGAGCAGCUGGGCAUGCUGAUGGAGACCAUCCAAGCCAAAGACGAAGUCAUCAUGAAACUGUCACGGGAGCUGAACGAAUGCGAGGACCAGUCCUCUUGCCUCAGUGGGCCGGCCCAUUCUUCCAUGGCCUCCUCCAUGAGCAAAGACCUGCAGGAGCUCGACAGGCUGAAAGACAGCCUUCAGGGUUACAAAACCCAGAACAAGUUUUUAAAUAAGGAGAUCCUGGAACUUUCUGCGUUGCGAAGAAAUGCUGAAAACCGAGAAAAAGACUGGAUGGCCAAGUAUACGAGCCUGGAAGCCAAGCUCUGUCAAGUCGAAAGCAAGUACCUCAUUUUGCUGCAAGAGAUGAAGACUCCGGUUUGCUCAGAGGAGCAGAGUCCCGGGCAUGAUGUUGUUGCUCGACUCCUGGAAGAUGCCUUAAAAGUGGAGAGCAGUGAGCAUCCAGAGCAAACAUUCUUCAAGCCCCACCUGGUCAGUGAAUAUGAUAUUUAUGGAUUUCAAACAGUCCCGGAGGAUGAUGAGGAAGAGAAGCUGGUAGCCAAAGUGCGGGCCUUGGACCUGAGGUCCCUCUCUCUUACUGAAAACCAGGAGAUGUCCAUGGGAGUGAAAUGGGAGAACUAUCUGGCCAGCACCAUGAACAGGGAGAGGGUGCGCUCCGUGGAGCUGAAGAACCUCAUCCGGGCUGGCAUUCCACACACCCAUCGCUCCCAGAUGUGGAAGUGGUGCAUCGGCCUCCAUGUGAAGAAGUUCAAGGACAGCGCAGAUCCAGGCUACUUCCAGGCCCUCCUACACAAUGCCCUCAAGAAGCAGAAUCCUGCUUCCAAGCAGAUUGAGCUGGAUCUGCUGCGGACGUUGCCCAACAACAAGCAUUACGCCUCUCCCGCCUCGGAAGGGAUUCAGAAACUGCGCAAUGUCUUGCUAGCCUUUUCCUGGCGGAACCCAGACAUUGGAUAUUGCCAGGGUCUCAACAGACUGGUGGCAAUUGCGCUUCUUUUCCUGGAGCAGGAAGAUGCUUUCUGGUGCCUGGUGACGAUCGUGGAAGUCUUCAUGCCUCGUGACUAUUAUACUAAAACUCUGCUAGGGUCCCAGGUAGACCAGAGAGUCUUCAAAGAUCUGAUGAGUGAGAAGCUUCCUCGGCUGCAUGCUCACUUUGAGCAGUACAGAGUGGACUACUCACUCAUCACCUUCAACUGGUUCCUCGUCGUGUUUGUAGACAGUGUGGUCAGCGACAUCCUUUUCAAGAUAUGGGACUCCUUCCUCUACGAGGGGCCAAAGGUGAUGUUUCGCUUUGCCUUGGCACUCUUUAAAUACAAAGAGGAAGAGAUCUUAAAACUGCAAGACUCAAUGUCUAUAUUCAAGUACCUCAGAUACUUUACCCGCACAGUCCUUGAUGCUAGGAAACUUAUCGGUAUUGCUUUCGGUGACCUGAAUCCCUUCCCGCUGCGCCAGAUAAGGAACCGGAGGGCCUACCAUCUGGAGAAAGUGCGCCUGGAGCUGGUGGAACUUGAAGCCAUGCGGGAGGACUUCCUGCGGGAACGGGAAACCAACCCAGAUAAAAGAGACCUUAUUAGUGACGAUGAAGAAGACGGUUGAGGGAGCCACCCGUGGGUCCAGCACUUCUUGGGCAUGUGACCAAACUUAGGGAGUUGCCUCUCUUCCAGUAGGCGUCUUUCUGAAUGAACGAAUGGAACUGAAUGUUAAAUAAAGGCAACUGGAAAUUUGCAGGACAGAUUUCCAAACCUCAGCAGCACUUCAUUGCAGAAAUGGUUCUCUUUUUCUUGCCAAGAAUCCAAAAAGUCCUUUUUCCACAUAACAUUUGUGCCACUGUGUAGGGAGCACUUAACGGCAUUUUUUCCAGGCUUGCAGCUGUGCUGCCAGUUUUCCCCUUGAAGGGCCUGUGCAAGGAGCAAUAGAGUCCCCACUUGUGAGCAAUAGAGUCCCCACUGUGGCACACCUUGUUUCGGAUGACUUUCUUCCCCCUCUCCUGCCAUCGUUAUACGGCGAAGAGUCUGUUAACUAUUCCACUCGGAAGGAAUUUUCCUUGUUGACUUUUGCUGUGCAGAAGCAAAAAAUGGACACUUGAAGAUUGUUCAGCUCAUGUUUGUUUAAAAGCAGCACAAAUGUUGCCAACUAAUCAGGAUAUCUGUACACAUCCUUCCAACAGGGGGAAUGUGGAGAGAGUGCCUGGGACCAAUCGGGAACCACUCUGACCUGUCAAGGGGCAAAGUACUCCUUGACAUCAUUCCAGCAUCCAGUUUUUUUUGUGUUUUGGCAAAAGACUUUCACAUGGCACUAAAUGAGUACCGUGAGGAAUCUAACUCGGCUGCCAGAAUUUACCCUGGGCAGGCUUCUGAGGCAGGAAGUACUGCUGCUGUGACACCUGGGUGAUGGGGAAAGCUGAAACCUCUCCUGGGCACAAUGUGAUUAAAGGCACAAGAGUUCUUUCUGACAAGCCAGCCCCUGGCUGAACUUGUCCAGUAUUGCAAAGCAUGGGCCUAGUAGCCCAGGGCCUCUCCAACUUGGGUCCCCAGAUGCUGUUGCACUACAACUCCCAUCAUCCUCAGCCACAAUGGCUUUAAUGGCCUCCAGUGGGAGUCGCCGUCCAACCAUGUCUGGGGGACCCGAGAGCCUCUGCAGUAGUUCCUUGCUCUGUCAGCAGGCACCUGUGCUGGCCAGGUGAGGGCAGCAGCCUCUCCAAUCACCUCUGUGGAAUCCUCACCCGAUAACAGCUUACUGAGCAAUUGUUCCUGGGCUGUUGGUGUUGACAGAAGGCCGUCUUUGGAACGGGUGGCAGCUCAAGCACGUUGUGCCAACUUAAUUGUCUGCAAAAGUAGGCCCAAUUUUGUGACGUCACCAAAGAACAUGGAGUUGGUGAAUCUUGGAAGUGUCUAACAGUUUGCAUUCUAUAUUCUUCUGCUGCCUGCUUGAAGGAAAACACUUUUAUUUUAGAAAACAGAGGAGUUUACAGUCACAGAGAGACUGGAUUUCUGGAAGCAGUGGAGUCUCUUGUAUUUGGUUUGCCCCUCUGUGAAAGCAUUCCAUGACGGUGUGCUCUGUUUCAGUGAAGCUUAAUACCAGAGGCAUUCCAGGAGGAUUCCUCCCUAUCCCAUUAUGUGAUGUUUGCAAAAAUUAGAUGCCCUCAGAUGCAGUUUGUGAACCUGGAGGAAGUGCAGGCAAUCAGUUCAUUUAGGGGUGGUGUGUUUACAUUGCAGAUGCGACCAACGUGCCUAUGCCUCCUCCCUUCCCAGAGCAGUUCUCCAGAAUUCCUUCCUUGAAGUAUCUCCCUCCCCUCCCAAGUCAUCUUGCUUUUCCGGGCACUCAAAUGUUUGCUUGCUCUCCAAGUGGCUGCUGCCCAGACCCUUGCUCUGGAGAGCUGUUUCCUCCCAAGCGGCACUCUAAGUGGCCGCUGAUUCUCAGCAGAGCCUCCCAGGCCGUUUGCGAAAGUGGCUUGCUGUGGGAGGGAGCUUCUCGGCACGUACACGAGCAUUUGUAGGCAUGUGAAGGGCUGUCUCUGGGAUUGUGGCUGUGCUCUUUCUGAUGCCUUCCGAAAUGCAUCCCCAGCACAGAAAGAGCUUGACCAUGUGCUAGUGAACUGGCCUCCACAUUGCUAUUUGCCAGUUCACCUUAGCGGGAGCAGAGGCUGCUCUGAACUCUGGCACAGUUGGCUCCCGAAGACUGCAGUGCUGACAAAAUGACCAGAACUAUCCUCAGGGCCAUACGUGGGGCCCAGCGUAGCUUGGAUUAGAAGUUCACCAGGGUGAGCAGGAUAUGGAUCCAGCCUGUACAUUUGCAUCAGUCUUGGCACUUUCUGCUUUUUAAAGUAAGUUUUCAGCACCUGCUUUCUUUACACCCGUUACCUUGCACUUGAAUUGUAGUAAGGUCCCCUCCGCCCACAUCUUGUAUUCAUGUUCUAUACUCCUCAUACAUGUUCUGAGAAGUGUUAACUCACAGACAGAACCUUUUGGAUGAUCCCAUGCUGUCGGUUUUCUGAACGAAGCUGGUCUCAAACCAGGUCUGGGAUAGGAGGCUUCCGUCUGGCUCUGGUUUGUGGAAGGGCGUCCCUCUGUUGUCCUCUGAAAUCGCUGUCGUUGGGCUGUUCACAACUGAACACUUGUUGCUUGAGGGUCCUGUCAGAUGCAGACAACGAUGGAGUGUUCUCUGGGGAAGCCGUGGUACUCCUCUUGCCAGAGGCUGUUCUGGGCACUCCCACAAAGCUGCCUCCUGUUGUGAGGCCGUUUCGUGUUUAACUAAGCUGUUAACACAACUGUUUAGUGUUGUGAGUCAAGUUUCCCAAGACAAGAUUCGCUGGGAAUGUUCAGCCAGUCCAAUAAUGAAAAGGGAUCCGCUGCGUCCUCCUGCAAAGGAAGCGCGCUGGAAUGCUCCUGUGAAAGGAUCCCACGCAUUCCCCACUUGGGAAUUCCCCUUGCAGAUGAGCAGCCCAGCUGACGUUUGGGCGGCAGCUUAGAAAUCCAACCUGUGGGACCCUCCUGCGAGUCCAGAGUUCCAUGGGGCAAAUCCAAAGCACUGCCUGCCCCCCUGCAGUGGCAGAAAAUAUACAGGAGGAGGCGAGAAGAUCUGAAAACUGAAGGAUGACAGAUCAGCACAAACGGUUGACCAACCCCACCCCACCCCACCCAAAUGUGGAAGAUCCUUUCACAGCUUUCCCAGGUCUCAUUUAUUGCAAUGAGUGUUUCUACACUUUCUUUUUUUGUAAAGAAUUUCAAAAUGUGUUACAUAUUAUAUAUGCAAAUUAUCUUAUGCAUGGUUUCUGUUAAGUAUCGUAUAACCUGCACCUUUUAGGUCGAUAAGCCAUUUGUGCGAAGUUCCAAGUUGCCCAGAGCCAUUCUUCUGUCCCACGAGGCGAUCCUGGGGCUCUGGCAUGCACACCUCUCACUGAAAUGGUGCAGUAAGUAGACACCUUCAGUUCGGGGGGGGGGGAGUGGAGGUCAGCGCCCCCCCCCCCCGCCCACCUUGUGGGACUACAACUUCCAGCCUCGCCAGCCACGUUGUGGUUGGAAUGAAGGGAGGCCUUGGCCUACCACAGCUGGAGACGGCCCUGCUGUAGUGGUUGCAAAGAGCGACGCGCUACACACAAGCAAGGGUCACUGGCCACGAUCCGCCUGGAGCUUCUCCUGUACAAGUCUCCCCAAAAUGAAGUGUGCUCCGCUCUAGAGGGGCUUACACAGGAGACGGUCCCCACAGAGAGCCCCCCGUCCGACUACGGCGCUCAGGGAGCUCUUCUCUUGGAUUCCCUUUUGAAUCCUGGUCUCUGCGUUGGGCUCAGGAGUGCUUCAUGGUUUGUGACGGCUGCUGGAGCAACAGGAAGCCUAAGUGAAUUUGACAAACCAGUUUAUAAUGGUUUUUCUCUUAGGGAGAGAUCAAAACCUGCCUCUUUUUCCUUAGCUUUGUGUGUACACACACAUUAAACUCACAGAACUUUGUACAGCUCUUUAUUCCUCACCUGGGAAGUGCAGAGGGUUGGAAAUAACCAGGGACCUGUAGCACAGUGAAAGGGCCACACUCAUGAAUGUAACCUGUAUUGUGCUGGAAAUCCUUGUGAAAUUGAAACCAAUAAAUCAUUCCCUUUUUUGCA